AUGGUGCUUGGUCGCACCGAUAUGCCAACGUCGGAGAACGGCAUCUACCUGGCACGCACUGUGGCACCAGUGCUCACAAAAGCGCUCGCCGAGGUGCUUCUGCGCCGUCCAGCCGACCCCAUAGGCUUCAUUUCGGAUUAUUUGCAAAAGUAUCAUGGAGAACUCGCUCAUCGAUCAAAUGGAAAGUUGAAAUGA
This is a messenger RNA of Cooperia oncophora, 195 nucleotides long. Lineage: Eukaryota; Metazoa; Nematoda; Chromadorea; Rhabditida; Trichostrongylidae. The record is from the annotation of a GenBank genome assembly.